AUGCAGUUCUCCAAGUCUCUUAUGCUGCUGGCAGCUUUCACUACCGGUGUCUUCGCCCGUCCUCAGGGUAACGCCCGUCGCCAGGCUACCGCUACCACCGCCGCCGCCUCUUCUUCCUGGACCGCCGUCCCCUCCACCAGCAGCUACGCUACCUCCGGCUUUGGCGCUAGCACCAGCUCCACCGGCAGCGGCGAUACCUACGAGGGCAACGUCGGUAACCCCUACGGCAGCAACAUCAUCGAGGUGUCUGCUUCCGAUGCUAGCUCCUACGAGUACGUCGUUCAGUUCACCGGCUCCAACACCGAUGACUGGACCGUCGUCAUCUGGAACAAGUACAGCUCCGACGGCACCAUGGACGGCUGGUACGGCAAGGCUUGCCACACUUUCACUCUCUCCGCUGGUCAGACUGUCUACUACGCUUUCGAUACCGAUUCCCAGGGUGGCUGGGCUGCCGCUGAGGGUACCACUAUCCCUACCAACAGCUUGGGUUCCUAUGCCUCUACCUGGGGUGAGUUCGACUUUGGCUCCACUUCCAACAGCGGCUGGUCUGGCUUUGAUGUCUCUGCUAUCCAGGCCCAGAACGCCGGUCUUACCGUUCAGGGUAUGCAGAUCUGUGAUGCUCUUGGCUCCACUUGCUCUUCCAUUACUACCGAUGCUGGUACUGUCUCCAACGCCUACACUAGCGCUGAGACUGAUGUCGGUGGUAUUGGUGGUAACAUCUCCUCUGGCCCUGUUCGUCUCGCUGUCGUCAUUGACUACAGCGGUUAA
This is a messenger RNA of Penicillium verhagenii, 768 nucleotides long. RefSeq names its product putative allergen. Gene Ontology annotation, molecular function: IgE binding. The record is from RefSeq and is a predicted model, not a curated record. The transcript has a single exon. The coding region runs from base 1 to 768 and encodes 255 amino acids. Gene Ontology annotation, cellular component: extracellular region. Lineage: Eukaryota; Fungi; Ascomycota; Eurotiomycetes; Eurotiales; Aspergillaceae.